This is a messenger RNA of Setaria italica (foxtail millet), 2843 nucleotides long. Its product is annotated as DNA mismatch repair protein MSH5. Gene Ontology annotation, molecular function: ATP binding; mismatched DNA binding; ATP-dependent DNA damage sensor activity. The record is from RefSeq and is a predicted model, not a curated record. Bases 127 to 2583 code for a protein of 818 amino acids. Lineage: Eukaryota; Viridiplantae; Streptophyta; Magnoliopsida; Poales; Poaceae. Gene Ontology annotation, biological process: chiasma assembly; mismatch repair. Gene Ontology annotation, cellular component: nucleus. The transcript has 34 exons.
UAGGGACGCCCUCGUCACUCGUCGUCAGUCGAAUCGGGGAGCCGCGGAGAAGGCGGGGCGAGAGGCGGCGUCGAGUCGCGGAGCGGAGGUGAGCCAAAGCGUCCAAGCCGCGAGCGACCGAGCGAAAUGGAGGCGGAGGAGUUUCAGGAGGAGGAGGAUGAGGAGAUGGCCGAGACGGGGAUCGACUCCCAGGUCCAUAUGGCUUGUGUAAUGCAAGGACGUAGAGUUGGAGUAGCAUACUAUGAUACAAAUACGCGGCAGCUUUUUGUAUUAGAAAUCUGGGAAGACAGUGCUGGGGAAUUUCCUCUGAUUGAUCUUGUGAAAUUCCAGUCAAAACCAAGCACAAUAUAUGCAAGCACAAAAACAGAAGAAGCACUUUUGUCGGCAUUACAACGAAAUGAUGGUAAUGAUGAGGCUCCUGUUGUGAAGCUCAUGAAAAGCUCAACAUUCAGCUAUGAGCCAGCCUGGCACAGAUUGAUCUACUUGAAAGUUGCAGCUAUGGAUGAUGGACUAAGUGUAAAAGAAAGGAUCUGCUUUCUUAAUUCCAUGAUGGAUCUUGGAAGCGAUGUUCAAGUUCGCGCUGCUGGAGGUCUCCUAGCUAUAUUAGACAAUGAGAGGCUUCUUGAUACCAUAGAGCAGAUGGAAGGUGGAGCAUCCAUUGCGAUCGAUUCUGUGGCACAGAUCUCAUUAGACAAGUUCCUUAAACUCGACGCAACUGCUCAUGAAGCACUACAAAUUUUUCAAGUAGAUAAACACCCUAGUUACAUGGGAAUUGGAAGGGCUAAAGAAGGGUUCUCAGUUUUUGGAAUGCUCAACAAGUGUGUCACACCAAUGGGAAGACGUCUCUUGAGGGCAUGGUUCUUACGUCCUAUAAUUGAUAUUGAUGUCAUAAAUAAUCGCCUCAACACAAUAACAUUCUUUCUUUGCUGUGAAGAAGUAAUGUCUGCAUUGUGUGAGACGUUAAAGUCUGUCAGAGAUGUUCCCCACAUGCUCAAGAAAUUCAAUUCUCCAAGUUCCUUCUGUACAAGCAGUGACUGGAACACAUUUCUGAAGUGCAUUUGCUCUCUGCUGCAUAUAAAUAAGAUUUUUGAAGUAGGAAUAUCGGAGCAUCUGGCAAAUAAGUUGCAACAUAUGAACAUCGAUUUGAUUGGAAAGGCAAAUUCUUCCAUUACAGCUGAGUUGGAUUAUGUGUCAGACCUGGUAGUUGGUGUGAUUGAUGUGCAACGGGGUAAGGAGAAAGGCUAUGAGACAGUGGUGAAAGAAGGGUUAUGUGAUGAGUUGGAUGAGCUGAGGAUGGUUUAUGAAGGAUUACCUGACUUUCUGGAGCAGGUGUCAGCUAAUGAGAACGCAUCCUUACCUUUUGAAUUCAGAAUACCUCCAUUAAUAGUCUAUGUACACCAAAUAGGGUACCUAAUGUGCUUUUUUGAUGAGAAGAUUAGUGAUGCCUUGUUGGUAGGACUGCCAGAUUACAAAUUUGCGUUUUCAGAGGAAGGUGAGGAGAGAAGGUUCUACUACCAUACCCAAAAGACAAGAGAACUGGACAACCUUCUUGGAGAUAUUUAUCAUAAAAUUCUUGAUAUGGAGAGAGCAAUCAUGAGGGAUUUAGUGUGUCGCGUCCUUCAGUUUCUACCUCAACUGACAAAAGCAGUGAACUUUGCAGCAGAACUUGAUUGUAUUUUAUCAUUAGCGGUUGUUGCUCGCCAAAACAAUUAUGUGAGGCCCAUCUUAACUGAGGAUUCAAUACUCGAGAUUCAUAAUGGCAGACAUGCUUUGCAGGAAAUGACUGUUGAUACCUUUGUUCCAAAUGAUACUAAAAUCCGUGAUGCAGGAAGAAUAAACAUAAUAACUGGGCCCAACUACUCAGGAAAAAGCAUUUAUAUUAAGCAGGUGGCCUUGAUAGUUUUUCUUGCUCAUAUCGGAAGCUUCGUUCCUGCUGAUUCUGCUAUUGUUGGAUUGACAGAUAGAAUGUUUUGCAGGAUAUUCUGUGCAAUGGGAAGCAAAUCCAUGACAACUGAACAGUCAACUUUUAUGAUUGAUUUACAUCAAGUUGGAACAAUGCUAAGGCAUGCAACAUUGAGAUCUCUGUGCUUGUUGGAUGAAUUCGGUAAGGGCACUCUAACUGAAGAUGGCAUUGGUCUUCUUGGAGGGACUAUCAGUCAUUUUGCAAACUGUGAUUUCCCUCCAAAGGUCCUUUUGUCAACACAUCUGACGGAGAUCUUCACCGGGAACUACCUACCACAGUCUGAACAUAUCAAAUGCUAUACCAUGAGUGUUCUGAAUCCUGAUGGACAGACAAGUAAUGACGAUAUCACAUUCCUUUAUCGACUUGUACCUGGGCAAGCGCACUUAAGCUUCGGUCUGCAUUGUGCACGGCUUGCUGGUGUCCCAAAUGAAGUUGUCCAGAGAGCUGACAGUAUUUUGGAGGACAUCCAUUCCAAGAGACCUAUAAGGCGCAUGAGCGGCGAGAAAUUAGAAGCAACCGACAAGCAGUACCAGGAUGCUGUGACUAAAUUGAUGGCCUUCGAUACACAAAACGGUGACUUGAACAGCUUCUUCCAGGAACUCCUUGCCUCUGAAUUGUAACACUGCAGUGCAAGGCUUAAUCUCGCUAGUUACAGAAACCCACCGGCUUAAUCUGUGAAUUGUAACGCUGGCUUAAUCUCAAACUACAUAAAUGUUCUACUUCUCGUGCAUGUUUCAUAGUGGUGUUCGGAUGUUCCCCCAUCUUGAUACUCGGAAGCGUCAAACUAGUGAUUGAAUGUCAUGCUUAAAACAUUUAUGUAGUUUGAGCACCACUUACGAUGAGGCGAGAUGCCCAGUAUGCGCAACAAUUUCUCAUCGAA